GCUGUUGAAACGAGCGUCGCCUCGCAGACUGACUCCGACCACUGACGAAGCAACGUGCGCGCGCGCGCGCCUCCCUCGCUCCACGCUCCCGUGUCGAAUCCGUAAGGAACAGCCAGGCACACGUGUUGCACGCGCUCGUCGAUCUCGCAUUUCGCCACCCACUCCCACCCUGUCCUGUCUCUCUUCUUUCCUGCGCUGCUUUCCGUUCCCUCCUCGCAGAGACACGACCAACACAAAGCGAUGAGUGUCAAGGUUGAGCAAGUGCGUUCUGUGUUUGCGAUCCGGCAAGUGGAUCUCGCCGCUGCCGUCGCCGUCGUUCUCACCGUCGCCGUGUAAGAGAAACAGGCAGACGCAACAUACAAGCACACCGAGGAGGUUGCAAAGGCUGCUGAGAGGUGCUGCAUCGGGACAUGGUCGGUGGGACGGCCGGGCGAUGACUACGCGGCAGCAGCAGCUCGGUCGAGCGCCACGAGAAGAAGACGAAGAAGAUAUCAGCGGCGAGGAGGUCUCGUUGUUAAAAAGCCGCGCGAGCGUUGCAAGGAAGAAGACUGCCUCGACGGCAACAAGCAGCAGCGACGGUCCGCCGCCGUUGCCGAGACACUCGCUGCAACGAUUGCGUAGGAAAGGUUCUGCUGUCGGUGCUGUGAAACUGGGCAGAAGUAGGCAUGAGAGAUCGGCCCAGGCACAACGCCCACCACCAUCGAGAUCACUUUCAUCUCCAAGCUAUGCCGCUGGAAGAAGUCCAGGGAUUAUUACCACCGACUUCCAAGACAGGUAACCGGGGCUCGCUCAACGUUACAAUAGCGCAAGUCGGCGCCGGGCCUGGAAAUGCCUCGGGUAAUUAUCUGGAGCCUGGUACCGGCGACAUUAGACCAACGCCAUCCCCAUUGUCUGACACGACAACUCUACCCUCGGACAACAUCGAUGCCUGUGGUGGAAUCGAUCAGAGGCUACAGCUAACCGUGACCGGCGAUCGACAAACAUGGGAGGGCCGCUACCGCGUAAAGGAGCAUCGCCGCGCUGGAAAGGCUACUUUUCAGGGCCAAGUCUAUAACUUCCUGGAACGUCCCACGGGAUGGAAAUGCUUUCUCUACCACUUCUCGGUGUUCAUGGUGGUAUUGGUGUGCCUUAUUUUUAGUGUACUAUCGACGAUAGACGAGUACAGUGAAUUUGCGAAUGAAACUUUGUUCUGGAUGGAAAUAUGUCUAGUUGUGUUUUUCGGCGUGGAAUAUUUGGUGCGAUUAUGGAGUGCGGGAUGCCGGUCGAAGUACAUGGGCUUUUGCGGCCGACUGAGAUUCAUUCGAAAACCAAUAUGUAUAAUAGAUUUAAUAGUGGUGGUGGCGUCGAUGGUCGUGCUCUCGGUCGGCAGCAACGGCCAAGUGUUCGCCACUUCGGCCAUUCGUGGCAUAAGGUUUCUGCAGAUUCUUCGCAUGCUCCACGUAGAUCGCCAAGGGGGUACCUGGAGACUUCUUGGCUCUGUAGUCUUCAUUCAUCGCCAGGAAUUAAUAACUACACUGUACAUAGGAUUUCUCGGUCUCAUAUUUAGUAGUUACUUUGUAUAUUUGGCGGAAAAGGACGUUACCGGACCUCAAGGUAGAAUUGACUUUGCAAGUUACGCCGACGCUUUGUGGUGGGGUGUGAUAACAGUGACAACGAUAGGCUACGGCGACGCGGUGCCUCAGACGUGGAUGGGUAAAAUCGUGGCAUCGUGUUUCAGCGUGUUCGCCAUUUCCUUCUUUGCACUUCCAGCCGGAAUCCUGGGCUCCGGUUUCGCGUUGAAAGUCCAGCAGAAACAGCGCCAGAAGCACUUCAACCGUCAGAUCCCCGCGGCGGCGAUGCUGAUCCAGUGCCUGUGGCGUUGUCACGCCGCGGAAAAGUCGACCAACAGCGUGGCCACGUGGAACAUUUACGUGAAGGAUACGGCGCCCACGGGGCAGCCGACCACGCCGCUCGGCAAGUCUCUGAUCAUCCAGGUGGCUAAAAAGGCGAGCGUCUUGAAACGUCGGAAGUCGCGCAACCGUAUGGACGUGCAGCAGCUUGAUUCCAAUCAAUCGACUCCGAACAACCAACAGCAGCAGCAGCAGCAGCAGCAGCAGCUACAGCCGCAACAGCAACAACAUCAACAACCUCAGCAGCAACAGACCACUACUAAUAACAACCCAAGUGCUACUCAAGCAUCGCAGACAGAUGCCAGGUUAGACAACGAGGGUGAUUUUAUCUUCUAUAUGGAGGAGCCGAAAGCUUGCACGCCCAAUCGAGUGAGAAGGGAGAAUAGGGGAAGCUUGUUCACUUCGCAGACUAGUUCGGUGACGGAAGCAGCCAGCGAUGAAAUCGACAUCGACAUCGACGAGCCCCAACGAGUAACCACAUUGACGGAGGCACACCGGAACGCGAUAAGGGCCAUUCGCAAGAUCAAGUACUUCGUUGCUCGUCGCAAGUUUCAGCAAGCACGCAAACCCUAUGAUGUACGGGAUGUCAUUGAACAGUACAGCCAAGGUCAUCUUAACAUGAUGGUGAGAAUUAAGGAGUUGCAGAGGCGACUUGACCAAACUUUGGGUAAGCCGGGCAGCUACCUUGCAGGAAUCGAUCGGUCAGGUAACAUCAAGCCAAUGACAAUAGGCGCGCGCCUCUAUAGAGUCGAGCAGCAGUUGUCGAUAAUGGACAAGAAAUUAGACCAGAUAAUGUACGUACUAAAUGCAGUGGCACAUAAGCAGCAAAUUCCACUGCGCGGUAUCGAGGACGAAGUUUAAUAGAAUGAAGCUUAAACCUCUAACGAUAAUGCUAAUUGGCCGUAUUGCUUCUGGAUGCAAUUUUAUGUAAAACGUAGUUGCAAAAUGACAACGAUUACAAUAAUCGCAUAAGAUGUACGAUGCUUGAAAUACAAAAGUAUAUAGUAAAACACUUAUACUGAAAUCGAAAUAAUUACAAUAUUUUAGUACUACUUUUAGAUAAGACGUUAAUAGUAUUGUAAUGCUAAGUCAUCGGCUGACAUUAUUAACAAAAAGUGCAAAAAAAAACAAUGUUAUACUAUUAGCGAAAAUUUUUAACGCAUAAAUUCUUCAAGACAAUCUCAAAAUAUAUCGGUGAAUUUUUAAAUAAUGAAAAUAGACAAUUGGAAACAUGUUCGUAUUUUAAACAUUGAUUCAGUGUCACAUCAAUACUACUUAAUAAUACAAAAUUCACCGCUUAUUUAUAAAUACUGGGUAUAGAACAUUUUAUUGAUGGAAAAUUGUAUAUUGUAAAGAACUGCUAUGACAAUGGGGUUGAAUACACUAAAACGCACAGCUAAAAAACGAUCACACAAAUUGUCGAUCCAUACGAGAAAAAUAAUGAAGGAACCGUUCUAAAGAGUUCUACAUCAAUUUAACGACGUAAUAAAUAAAAAAAAAAUAUUUAUUUUCAUUUUAAAUAAUUAUAUAAUAAUACUUGUAUAUAAUGUAAUAUAAAUAAAAAACCAUGCAAUUUAAUAAGAUUUAAAUAAAUCCUAUACUAAUGCAAUCUAUUUCAAUCGAAGCCUUCUAUUGUACACUAUAAUGGUGCGUUGUAAAUUAUAGUUUACAUUAAAUAUAUAUACGUAAAAUUCAAGUACAAAAAUAAAUUCAUUAUAAUGAGCUUCUAUUUUUAAAUUAAUUUUAAUAUUUUCUUAUGCGAUAGUUAUGUUUGAAACAUAAUUUGGCGAUUUAUACAAGAUACAUACUUGUUUUUCACGAGUUGUUUUAUAGUAUCAUUGUUUAAUAAAGGUUGAACUUCAAUAUUUAUUUGUAGUUUACAAGAUAUAUUUUUCACUAAAGAAAUUAUAUGUACAGAAGCGCUUUGUAGUUAGGAUACAUUCGAUUACUGCGUAAUGUCCAAAAUCAACUCUGUGAUUUUAGUAUUCAUAAAUACAAUGCGUAGAGUUUAUUAAAAUGAUACUUUCAAAUGAAUCGUAGUGACGAUAAUGAUAAUCUCUUUAUAAAGAUUAUAAAAUAAUUUCCAGCAUGCACGCUUUAUGUAACGCCAAUGCAACUCGUUACUGUAUAUAAUAUUGAAAAGUUCAAUGAUUUUAGUAGUCCAGAAAAUUGAAAAAUAGAGAAGAAAUAUUUGGAGAUUUCUGAAAAUGUAAUCUAUUUUCUAGCUUUUCAAUCAAUACCCAUGUUCAUUGAGAAAUAAAUUUAAGAAAUGAAUACAUAAUCUAGUCGGUAGAACAUACAUAACUAGUAAUACUGUGAGCUUAAUUUAUAUUCAUUAAUGUAAUAUACACUUUAGCAAUACGUUAAAAUUAAAAAAUUGGAUAUUAAAUAUGGAAUUACCGAAUUGAUAGCAGUUAUAACAAUAAUUAUAUUCCUUCUCAUUUUAGUAACAAACUUUUCAAUAAACUAAAAAAUCUAUCCAAUUCUAUUAGAGAUUAUUAUUGUAGAACUCAAAUAGCCACAAGAUGCGAUUGAAUCGCGUAAUUUUUUUUUAGUUUCAACUUUAUAUGCCGUGGAUUUUUUAAGUAGGGCAUUCUCGUAAAAAUAUUUCGUUUUACUCAAAUGAAUUAGCAAUAUCGCAUCCAGUCGUGACUUCAGAUACAAAAUCAAAUACAAAAACAUUGCAUUGUGUUUUGUACGUUACAGAGAAAAUUGACAGCUUGAAAAAGGAUUGGACAAGAAAAUAGAUCUAUCAUUUUACAUUCAUUUAAAAACGAAUUAUUGUUUCUAUUGGCAUUAAAAACUAAGCAAUAUACGAUAUAGAUGUUAAUAUUGAGAAAUCUUUUUUAGUUCCGUAAAAUUAAUUAAUAUACUUAAAAUUUACAACAGCUAGGUUAUACUACUAUUGCAAAAACAUGAUGGAAUUUAGAUAUAGUUGUGCAAAGUGCCUAAGCGUUUUAAAAUCGACGCCACCAAGUUCGAGGUAUUAAAGUGUAUUAAUGUCUUGAAAUAUUUGAAUCGAAAUUUCAAUUAUUUUUGCCAAUAGUAAGUUUAAUAGAUAUGCAUCCAGACUUCAUUUUUCAACAACUUUCUCUUGUCACAAGAAUUAGUUGUUUCUAAAAAGGCUUCGAAAUCUUGUGAGUUAAAGCAAUUUCUAAGUGAAAAAAUUCUUAUUAAAAAAAUUAUUAUAAUUAAGUAAAACUCUUAAAAGUUCCUAUUAAAUUCUUAAUUUCAAUAUGAUCUUGUAAUAUUAAAUUUGUAUGGGCUUGACAUCAAUUUACGGAAUAUGUAUUGUAAAUAAAUGUCUAUUAGAUGUCUCUUGUAAAUGAUGAAUAUGGAAACAAUUCUUUGGGAACAAUAUGAAAAAGAAAAUUAUAAUAUUCUAGCGCUUCGACCUUUUCGCACUUUAAUAAGUAUAAUUGCAUGCUCUCAAAAGUGCCUUUAGUCUAGACCAAGAUCUUGUAACAAGAACAAUCAUCUUUAUCUUCUUUUCUAUCGCUGUUAAUUUUAUAUAGUAAAUAAUAUGUUUUUUUAACGAAACUCUAUUAUUGUAUUGUGUAUAAAAAAUAUUCUUCGGAUUAUAAACUGUAGUCUAAUUGCGCGACUAUACUUGAUAUACCUGUAAGUAGAAUAAAUACAUGCGCUACGUUAUAGAUUUAAGAUUCUAACGACAUAUCUUUGCCGCUUUGAACAAGAAAAUAAUAAUAA
Phymastichus coffea is the source of this 5597-nucleotide messenger RNA. It is a transcript of the gene KCNQ, whose product is annotated as potassium voltage-gated channel subfamily KQT member 1-like. The coding region runs from base 666 to 2750 and encodes 694 amino acids. The transcript has 15 exons. NCBI's taxonomy places the organism in Eukaryota, Metazoa, Arthropoda, Insecta, Hymenoptera, Eulophidae. The record is from RefSeq and is a predicted model, not a curated record. Gene Ontology annotation, biological process: potassium ion transport; transmembrane transport. Gene Ontology annotation, cellular component: membrane; voltage-gated potassium channel complex. Gene Ontology annotation, molecular function: voltage-gated potassium channel activity.